Molecule: messenger RNA, 5414 nt
Organism: Clarias gariepinus (North African catfish)
Lineage: Eukaryota; Metazoa; Chordata; Actinopteri; Siluriformes; Clariidae
Gene: itga11b
Product: integrin, alpha 11b
Exons: 30
Coding region: 6-3596 (1196 amino acids)
Biological process (GO): cell-matrix adhesion; integrin-mediated signaling pathway; cell adhesion mediated by integrin
Cellular component (GO): external side of plasma membrane; integrin complex
Molecular function (GO): integrin binding
Source: RefSeq, a predicted model, not a curated record
UGCACAUGUGCACACGCAUUCGCACUCACACUCACAUACCCCUGGCCGCACUUAUGGAGUAUUAUCCCAUCAUACUACUUUCCAUCUGCUUCCUGCUCCCAGGGAGCAAAAACUGCUUCAGUAUUGACACGAAGAAUGCCCAGAUCAUUCAAGGACCAAAAGAAACACAGUUUGGCUACACUGUGCAGCAACACGAGGCGCUUGGUCAGAAAUGGCUGCUUGUGGGAGCUCCGUUUGAGAAGAAUGGUGAAAAUGAAACCGGUGAUGUGUACAAGUGCCCACUGGGUAGCUCGACUAAGACAAGCUGUUCACGCCUCAACUUAGGAGAGACAACCCUAAAAAAUGUCUUUGAACACAAGGACAAAAUGAGACUGGGAAUGUCCCUGACCUCCAACCCAAAGGAUAACAGUUUUGUGGCUUGUGGUCCCUUAUGGUCAUACGAAUGUGGUUCAUCCCUAUACAGUACAGGAAUCUGCUCCAGCAUUGACAAGACUUUUAACUUCUCUCACAGCAUUGCACCUGCCUUCCAGAGAUGUGAAACAUAUUUGGAUAUUGUAAUAGUGCUGGAUGGAUCAAACUCUAUAUACCCCUGGUUUGAGGUGCGGUACUUCCUAAUCAAUGUCCUACAGAAGUUUGCUAUUGGUCCAGGACAGAUACAGGUUGGAGUGGUGCAGUACGGAGAGCGAGUGGUUCAUGAGUUCCACCUAAAUGACUAUCAAACAGUUGAUGAAGUGGUGAGUGCAGCAUACAGUAUUAUCCAGCGUGGAGGAGAGGAGACUCGCACAGCUCUUGGGAUCAAUGUUGCACGUUCCCAGGCAUUUAAACGUGGAGGGCGUCCAGAUGCCAGAAAAGUGAUGAUUGUGAUAACUGAUGGAGAAUCACAUGAUAGCCCAGACCUAAAAAAAGCUGUUGAAGACAGCGAGAAAGACAACAUUACACUGUAUGGAAUCGCUGUGCUUGGCUACUACAAUCGACGUGGGAUCAACCCUGAAGCGUUCUUGAGAGAGAUUAAAUUCAUUGCCACUGACCCCGAGGAGCAUUUCUUUAGUGUGACAGAUGAAUCUGCUCUGAAGGACAUCGUGGAUGCCUUGGGAGAGAAGAUCUUCAGCUUGGAGGGUACAAGUCAGAAUGGAACUGCGUUUGGACUACAGAUGUCACAGGCAGGUUUUUCUUCACAUAUUGUUGAGGAUGGUGUUCUGGUAGGUGCUGUAGGGGCUUAUGAGUGGAAUGGUGCUGUCCUUAAACAGACACAGAACGGCAAUGUGAUUCCUCCCAAGGCUUCCUACCUCAAAGAGUUUCCUGAGGAGCUAAAGAACCAUGGAGCUUACCUGGGUUAUGUGGUGUCCUCGAUCGUAUCAGCUCAUUAUGGCCAGCUGUAUGUAGCUGGAGCUCCUCGGUAUAACCACACAGGCAAAGUGAUUAUCUUCACGCUUACCAACGUGGGCAACCUGACCAUAUUACACUCUCUAACCGGACAACAGAUCGGCUCAUAUUAUGGCAGUGAGUUAACUCCCCUAGAUCAGGAUGAAGAUGGUUUGACUGAUCUGCUGCUGGUGGCUGCUCCUAUGUUCUUCAGCAAAGGAUGGGAAACAGGCAGAGUUUACAUCUACAGGUUGAACCAUCAGGGACAUGUUCACCUGGAGGGUUUUCUUGAGCCAGCAGAUUGGGCUCACAACUCUCGCUUUGGCUCCGCCAUGUCCUCUAUGCCUGAUCUAAAUGGUGAUGGUUACGGUGAGCUGGUGGUAGGUGCCCCUCUAGAGGAUGAUCACAGUGGUGCAAUCUACCUCUUCUAUAGCCGGCACAAUGGUGUUCAGCCAAAGUAUAAGCAGAGAAUAGCAGCUGCAGACAUAUCCUCAGGCUUGCAGUAUUUUGGUCGGAGUGUCCAUGGUGCGUUGGACAUAAAUGGAGAUGGACUGGCUGAUUUGUCUGUAGGUGCUCUUGGUGCUGCUGUCAUACUAUGGUCUCGCUGCGUGGUCCGUGUGCACCUUGAUGUUCAUUUUGAGCCAUCAAAGAUAAAUGUGUUCAACAAAGACUGUGUGCGAGGAGGCAAAGAGGUGACCUGCAUGGCAGCCAAAGUCUGUGUCACCGUCAAGGCACGGACCCUGAUGCAAGGAACACAAAGUGUGGCCCUCAAACAGAGCUGGGCAUUUGAUGAGAGGCGCUACAGUCCCAGAGCAGUGCUAGAUAACACCGAUGCACAGUCUUCUGCAAAUAUCUCUGUCCUGCCAGACACAACGCACUGUGAGCACAUUCACUUCCAUGUCCAUGAAACGACUGAUUACACUCGGCCAGUGGUGUUCAAUGUGGACGUGGAACUGCAGAACCCAGAUGAAGGCCCUGUAUUAGAUGAUGGCUGGUCCACCUCACUACGUUUAGAGCUGCCCUUUUGGAAUGGGUGUGAGGAAGAAGACCAAUGUGUACCUAACUUGAUGCUACAGAGUAGCAAUGACCUUCUUGACCAUAGGCAAUUCUGUGCUUGGAGAGAGUGUGCUACAUGCCCAUUGUGUGUCCAGACGGAGACGAGGGAUAACACUGAACGUGUGAUAGAAACCAGCAGGAGAAGAGUAUUGGUGGAGGUUCGACUGGAGAAUAGAGGAGAAAAUGCCUACAACACACAGCUUCACAUUUCUCACUCAGCAAACCUGCAAUUCUCCGGGUUGAUGGUGAAGUCUCCUCCCGAUGUAGAAAUCAAGUGUGAGACAACUGAAAGUCUACAGAGGAACUGCAGUGUUAGUGGUCCACUGUUAAGAUCUCUUGCUCAGGUGUCCUUCCGGUUGGAAUUGGAAAUUAGCAGAUCUGUUUUUCUGGAUUACAUGCAAGUUUUGCUUAAGGCAUCCAGUGAUGGUGAGGAGAUAAAUCCAGAAGACAACAUUAAUAAUAUAUAUCAUCCUUUAAUACAUGAAGCUGAUAUUCUCUUUACAAGGGAUUCCAGCCCUGUUCGCUUUCAAAUUAAGUCUGUGCCUAAUCUAGGCUAUGCAGGAGCAACUGGACCUACCUUCAAUCUGUCUUAUCAGCUCCAGAACCUCGGUCUGUUCCCUGUUUCUCACCUGCUUCUGACAGUAGAUGUUUUUUCUGUGACUAAAAAUGGCAAUCAUCUUCUCUAUAUCUCAGAUAUAAAUGUCAAUCAGAAUUCUGGCUCUCAGUGCACAGUUCCACGUGUCACUGGAACAGAUGUGCCCUCAGAUGAAGACCUUUCACUCACCCCACAGCUGAAUUUGUCGACUGCUGGAGCUAUCUCUGCACAGUGCAGGCUCAUGCUUCAACCCCAACAAGAUAUGAGUGUGACUGUUGCAGGACGGCUAAACCUUCACACGCUACAGCAAGUCAACUUCAAGGCUUUGGAGCUGGUGAUAAUGGCAGCCAUUGAGUUGAGACCAAACAGCCCUGUGUUCCUGCAUGAGGAAAGACCUACAAGACAUAUAAUUCUGGAGAUUAGGAAGGAUGAAGAUUACAAAAUUCCCAUUUGGAUUAUAAUCGGAAGCACUUUGGGAGGCCUACAGCUUUUGGCUCUGCUGGUGCUAGCUCUCUGGAAGCUGGGAUUCUUUCACAGGGAGAGACAACGUGAAGAAGACGAGAAAACCACAGAGCAGCGGUAAAGCCAUGGUGUGCGCUUUCCCUCCCAAGGCUAUAACUCAGGGAUGCUCCAGGAGCAUGGGUCCGUCUUCGAAGCACUCUGGCUAUUUCUUACAUUUGUCAUGCACUGCUGAGCCCUCCCACUUUCUCACAGGACCCAAGUGAUCUAAUGCAGUAAAGAUGCAGAUCUCUGAUGAGUCAUAUAAAUUAUGACAGAAGCCUUGAAUGUGGCAAGGCCUGAUUUGUUAACAUUAUAGAGCUAAAAAGAAAUGUGCGAGUUGUAAAUUGAAUAAAUGUACAGUACUAGAUGAAAGUACAGAGAAAUGCUUAAAAGGAUUAAAUAGAACGCAUUGCAUUUUGUAUUAUAAUGGUCGCAAGUAAUCAUUUAAUUGUUGCACAGGUCAUGUGAAUGCACUUGUCCAUAUAGACUUGAACUAGUAACUAACCAGUGACAAAAACAGCUCCUUUUGAAACGGAGUAUGGCAAUGUAAUAUAAAAUAUACACAUUAGACAUCGGCUUCAAUAGAGAUGUUUCAUCGCACCUUAAAUGAACCAUGGAUGCAUCUUCUAUACUUUAGGCUGACAUUUAUUGUUUAACCACUGUAACAGAAGCAGAUAUUAUACUUCCAAGUUCAGCUUUUUUUUUUUACAUUUUGCAGAACAAGAACAUAAGGCAAUGUUUAAUACGAAAGAGCUACUGCAGGGUAUAAUAAAGGUCACUCAUGGGAAUAAGUGUGUUUUGGCUUUUUAUUGUUUGUUUUUUAUUGUAAAAUGGCUUCUUUUUAAAUGUACCUGCCACUUUUAAAUUGAAUUAAAAUGAUAUAUUUAAUAUGAUUGAGUGAGAAGAAUGUUAUAUAUAUAUGUAUAUACAUUAUAUGUAUAUGUUCAUGGUGUUGGGACUACGAUUUAUUGGUUGAUAUGUUGAACUUGGAUAGUUGUUUGGUGAAUAAUUUGACCCUAAAAUCAACUAUUUUGCCUUAGUUUACAUCAUUAUAGUUAAUAAGCGUUUAGAUCAACCAUUAAUCACUUGCAAGUAACGUUUAUUAUUCUAUUAUUCUGAUCUAUUUAAAAAUACAAUCAAAGUAAUGUGGAAAUUAAAAACUCUCAUCUCUUUCUUUAAAAGAGAUAGCACCCAGCUCAUAUCUACUAUCUGGAUAUUGCAAGAUCAAUACAAUAAAUUUAAUUCUGGAAAAAAGGUUUGGCAAAGUGUGGAAACAUGUGUGGAAACAUCAGACUAUAGCAGGAGAAGAAAAACAGCAAACUGCAGUAUGUGACUGGUGUCUAAAAAAAGAAAAAGCAGCAUAUUGUGCCAUCUCCACUUUUAGCAGGCAAUUGAUUGUAAGCCACUUGACUCAGUGGAUGUACAAACAUUUCCAUAUAAAGCAUGGAGCAUACAAAAACACACGUUAUUGCAAUAUACAAUACAGUUAAAACUGUCCCUGACAGUGUGGCAACUGAACGUGAAUAAAUAACCUAUGAAUAAAAUCUUGAAUUAGACUGUAUGAAGCAGAGAUUACAGUAUUUAAUGUUGACUUAAUAUUGGUUAAUUCGAUUAAAAAUAAAAGUACAACGUCAGUACAAUCACCAGUUCUUAAAAACAUAAUUCAAAGACUCUCAACAUUUAAAGUCAAGUUUACAGACUUUGCAUCUUCCUGGCACAAGGAGCCACACGCAACAUGUUGCUUUCUCAGCUUUUAAUAAAAAGAUCCAAGCACCAUCCAGAAUAAGGCCACACAAGACAUGGCAGCACACAGUCAUGUAGAUAUCAAAUGACUUUACAACGGCAUGAUGUUUUUGGAAAAAACAACAAACAAACAAAAAUGUAAAAAAAAAAAAAAGAA